Molecule: messenger RNA, 1200 nt
Organism: Hydra vulgaris (swiftwater hydra)
Lineage: Eukaryota; Metazoa; Cnidaria; Hydrozoa; Anthoathecata; Hydridae
Product: spermatogenesis-associated protein 17
Biological process (GO): establishment of meiotic spindle localization; spindle organization; mitotic cell cycle
Cellular component (GO): spindle pole
Molecular function (GO): calmodulin binding
Source: RefSeq, a predicted model, not a curated record
AUGGGGACGCCGUAUUUUGACAACAAAGUAUGGCGUUCUUAUAUUGUUAUCUUAAAAAAGAACCAUUCUUUCCUCUAAAGCUCUUGAGUUUUUUUAGUGCCAGUGAAGAAACAAGAAUAAAUGAAAGAGUUGCUGCUGUUAAAAUACAAAGCUGGUAUCGAUCAAUCAAAGUUCAAAUUUACAUCAGACAUUUACACAAAUCAGCAAUAAGAAUUCAAUGUGUUUACAGAGGAUAUAUUGGUAGAAAAGUUUUUACAAAAUAUGUACUGAAUAGAGCAAAGCAGCUAAGACAAUCUUUUUACAAUAAAAUGGCAAUGAUAAUUCAAUCCCGAUGGAGAGGCUAUUUUGUUAGAAAAUAUAAACUGAACUUUUUUGCUUGGAAAAACUACUUUAUGACAUUGAAAGCAAGAAGUGAAGUUUUCAGAGAAAAUUUACAAGAAUUUUCACGGUAUAUUGCUUUAGAAAAUGAAUGGGAAAAACAAAGAAAAUAUAUGGAAAAAGAGAAGCUGUUAAAUCGAAAGAUGCAUUAUUUGAUAAGCACAAAGGUUUCUAGAGGUGUCUAUAACUCCCCAAAAACAUGUCUUGGAGGUAAAGAGAUUUUGCUUCGUAACUCAAAACCAUUAAGUAAGUUAGAGCGUGAGAAAAUUCAAGAAAAGAAAAAAGAAAUGUUUUUGCGCACUGUUACUGGUAUACCAAAGUAUAUGGAGCAAGUCAGUUUUGAGAAUUGUUCAUUAAAAAGACCUGUAGAAAAAUCAAUUUGGCCGCAAGGUCCUUUUCGUAGCCCUGGAGAAGUGCGUCAGCAGCGCUUAAAAAAGCUUCAACCAACUCUAAGGGUUGCAACAGAAUAUAAAUCUGAUGAAGGUUCCAAAAUACUGUGGCGAAAAGAUAACUCAACUCUAUGUAUUGUGGAUAAAAAGUUUUUUACAACCAUUAAACCGAAGUACUCCUAUGCUCCUUCAUUAAUUGCUUCGACACAUUAUGGAAGCUUAAAUUAUGGAACAAAGCAUUUUCGUAGUUACUCCUCAGAACCAUAUUUAUAUGAGAAGCUUUUUCAGUGUGUCGUUUCUCCAAUUCCGAUUUUUGGUGAUAUAGUGGAAGAUCAAAGUUAAGAGAUAAAUGUUCAAAAUAAUGUUUAUAAUUUUUAACGUGAAAAAAGAAAUGUAAAAGUCUUCAGUAAUUAAAAUAGAUAAUAUUAUUAGG